Messenger RNA from Cadophora gregata, 618 nucleotides. RefSeq lists its product as uncharacterized. The record is from RefSeq and is a predicted model, not a curated record. NCBI's taxonomy places the organism in Eukaryota, Fungi, Ascomycota, Leotiomycetes, Helotiales, Ploettnerulaceae. The transcript has 3 exons. Bases 1 to 618 code for a protein of 205 amino acids.
AUGCAACUCAUCCAAGUCUCUCUCCUCGCCCUCCUCUCGAGCUAUGUUGCAGCUCAAGAUGUCGAUAACGAUGAUGUCCCAAUUCAAUGCAGAAGUGUUUGUACCAGCAUUGUCACUUUGACUCAGGACUGUGACCGUCUACACGACGACAACGACAGAAGCUACCUCGACUGCGUCUGUAACGGUACCAAUGCAGCUACCGAGAUCCCCGUAUGCGAGGCCUGUGUAGCAAACUUUGACCGUGACGGUGCGGACAAUGACGUCAACGAUCUUGUCCGCUCCUGCUCGUUCUCAAGAACAACCUACGUGAGCAUGACGGCGUCUCCAACUGCUUCUACCAGUGGAGGACCAACAGCAGCUGGAGGUAGCCAAACCACUCUCACCGGCUCCCAGACCAGCCCUGCCGUUACGGAAUCAGCCUCUAGCGUCAUCAACUCCCUCUCUUCUGUCCUUUCCAGUGCCACCAACUCGGAGCAGAUUGCUUCAGUGUCUUCCUCAAUCGCCAGCUUGACUUCAGCUGCUGCUAAUCCUACCGAUACGAGCGCUGCCAGCGCUAAUAGCGUCAAGGCAGCUGGUGUUUUCGGUGCCGUGGUGUUGGGAAUGAUUGGCCUUGCUUAA